AUGACACUCGCGCGCAACAUCAUCAUCUUCACAGUGACAGUGUCGCUGGUGACCUUCAUAGCCUUCUUCGGACGGCUACCAGCUUUUCGGGCUGACGAAUGCAGCAACACACCCAUAGGCUUCCUCAACCGCCUCUUCGUAGACCGCAUACCGUCGGCGCUCCGGACGCUCGAUGUCAAGCUCACCAAUGGUCGCAUCACCAAUGGCGCCUCCCGUCUGGGCCACCACCUCAUGUAUGAGAAGCAUCUCGCUGUCGUCGUCUUCUUCCUCGGCCUUGUGACCGCAUGUGCCACGCUCUUCUUGCCAAACGUCUGGCAUCUCCUCGGAUGGCACCAUAGGCUCCUCGUCUGCGCGCUGCUACCACAACCAUAUGUCUUCCUGUACUUGAGUGCGAAGAAAAACAACCAGACAUACAUCAACGCGUUCAACCAUGCUGAACAGAUGCGCCACUAUCCGUAUGACAGGAUCUUGUACUACCCAGGCAAUACAUGCACCACUUGCAAGUUCCUCAAGCCCGCCAGAAGCAAGCACUGCAGCAUAUGCAAGACAUGCGUCUCUAGAGCAGACCACCAUUGCAUAUGGGUGAAUAACUGUCUAGGCCGAGGUAACUACAAAUGGUUCCUAGCUCUUUUGCUGUCGACGACCGUUCUACUUGCUUAUGGGGCAUAUCUUGCCUACAUCACACUCUCACCGCUAGCUGCCAAACGAUACACCAAGUACGAGCGCUGGUAUGUAUACAAACCUGUCCCUGGCUCGGACCCGGCGGCCUGGUCAACAUACUUCGGCAUGAGGUGGCACAACUUCUUCACAUACGUAGGUAUCUACCUGGACGUAGGCGGACUACAAGCAUCCGGCGUCGGUCUUCUUGCACUACUUACAUGGCCGCUUCCCUUCGGCCUGUUAGCGUAUCACGUCUACCUGAUCUGGGCCGGCAUGACCACCAACGAGAGCGGAAAAUGGUCAGAUUGGCAAGAAGACAUGGCAGAGGAAAGCAGGCACAUCCUCAUCCGAACUGCAAGUGGCCAGCCACCGCGCACAUUACCCUCGCGCAUACGAUCCGUUGCGAAGGAAGAUAGUUUCGAGCGCGUGUGGAAUCUAGCCGCAGUCGAAAACGUAAAAGUCAUCAUGCCAUCCAACCAACUCUCCAAAUCCUCCACCUCCCAGCAACAAGUCCAACAAUCCCAACAACACGCGCGCGAUGUCGAAACGUCUGAACAUCACGCGAGCGCCAACGCCUCCGCGGGCUUGAAUCUGAAUAUUUUCGGCGCACUGUCCGGCGCCUUCUCUUCUAAGAGUAAAAAGACCACGCAUACAAAUGCAGAUGGGUCGAGUUUGAGUCAGGAGGAGAAACACGAUCAGGGCAUGGCCAACGCCGCAGCCCGUGGCCAAGGGAACGCAUAUGCGUCUGCGGGCGCGGAGGAGAGGAGCUUGAAGGCGAAGGGUACGGAGGUCGGGCAGAAGGCGGUUCAGGGAAAGAGGGUUGAUCAUUUGGGUAUUGAAGCGUAG
Messenger RNA from Parastagonospora nodorum SN15, 1506 nucleotides. RefSeq lists its product as hypothetical. The transcript is spliced from 5 exons. The record is from RefSeq and is a predicted model, not a curated record. NCBI's taxonomy places the organism in Eukaryota, Fungi, Ascomycota, Dothideomycetes, Pleosporales, Phaeosphaeriaceae. Gene Ontology annotation, molecular function: protein-cysteine S-palmitoyltransferase activity. Gene Ontology annotation, biological process: protein targeting to membrane; peptidyl-L-cysteine S-palmitoylation. Bases 1 to 1506 code for a protein of 501 amino acids. Gene Ontology annotation, cellular component: endoplasmic reticulum; Golgi apparatus.